Messenger RNA from Trichoderma asperellum CBS 433.97, 390 nucleotides. NCBI's taxonomy places the organism in Eukaryota, Fungi, Ascomycota, Sordariomycetes, Hypocreales, Hypocreaceae. The record is from RefSeq and is a predicted model, not a curated record.
GGGGCAGACCCAAUGGCUGAAGACACAGACGGAUGGACACCUCUGACCCUUGCGGCCUGUUACGGACACCCGCACAUUGUCCAACAGUUGGUGGAACACGGUGCCGACAUUUCGUCGCUCACCAGAGGCGGCUGGUCGCCGGUAAACCUGGCCUGUUGCCAUGGGAGGUUCGGUGUUGCGAAGCUCCUGUUGGACGGCUACGGGGCCUCGAUGGAGUGCGAAAGCGAGACUGGCUGGUCAGCGCUGCGAUCUGCCGCUGCUUAUGGUCACACGGAAAUACUCAACUACCUCCUUGGAAGGGGGGCCAAUAUCAAAGUCAGGAAUAACGUCGGCUGGACUUGUCUGCACUCGGCUGCUGACGAGGGACACACGAGCGCAGUUCAAGCCCUC